AUGGCCCCUCGGCCGGGCCGGGAGCUGGCCAAGAAGGGCUGGAAGCCGAAGCACCCCAUCAUCAUCGUGCCAGGCUUCGUCACCAGCGGCCUGGAGCUCUGGUCUGGCAAGCCCUGCGCAGCACGCUAUUUCAGGCAGCGCAUCUGGGGCAGCUUGUCCAUGACGCAGAGUUUCAUGGGUGACAAGGCGUGCUGGCUGGAGCACAUGGCCCUUGACAACACAACAGGGCUGGAUCCCGAGGGUGUCCGCCUGCGCGCUUCAGAGGGCCUUCUGGGUGUGGACUACUUCUUCCCAGGCUACGCCGUGUGGGCAAAGCUCAUCGAGGCGGCCGCCGAUAUGGGCUAUGACACAAACAACCUGAUCGGGGAGACAUAUGACUGGAGGCUGUCAGUGCCCAACAUGGAAGCGCGAGACAAUUACUUCACCCGCCUGAAGUGGCGCCUCGAGCUUUCCCUCAAGACUGAGGGCGAGAAGGCAGUGGUGGCCAGCCAUUCUUGGGGGGACAAUGUUUUCCGCAACUUCAUGGUGUGGAUCGGUGAGGAUGACCCGGACUGGGUUGAGAAACAUGUGGCCGCGUACGUCAACAUUGCCGGGCCCGUUCUGGGCGUCGCAAAGUCCAUGACAUCCCUCCUCUCAGGCGAGACAAGGGACACAGCGGAGCUUGGCUUGAUCGGCGCGUUCCUGUCAGACAAUCUGGUUCCGCGGAACGAGCGUGUGAAGCUGUUCAGGACGUGGGGGUCUGCCAUGGGCAUGCUCCCUGUCGGUGGCCCAGAUAUCUGGGGCAACACCACCUGGGCCCCAGAUGACACACUCGAGAUGACUAAGCAAAAUGUGGUCAAGAAGCACGACGUGGAUUCGGCAGUCAAGAUUCUGCUGAAAAACGGGGGCCCGCUCUUCCACGACCAUGUUGUCAAGUGGGGAGCUGUGCAUGCGGAUGAACGCAGCUGCAAGGCAUCAAAGGGAUCCCCAGAGGAGUACUACUACAACCCACUCAAGUGCCCACUGCCCAAGGCGCCCUCCAUGCAGAUCUACUGCCUGUACGGUGUCGGCCUGCCCACUGAACGCUCCUACUACUACCUCAACCUCGAGUCUGACAAGGCGAUGAGGAAGUCAGAGGAGGAGAGCGAGACGCACCAGCAGUACGAGGUGCGCUGGAAGAUGGAUAAGGACGCCAGCGGGGAGCGCCAUGGCGGGACAAUAAGCUACGGAGUGCGCACGAGCGACGGCGACGGCACUGUGCCACUCAUCAGCACCGGCGUCAUGUGCCACAAGCACUGGCGUGAAAAGCAGCUCAACCCGGCCGGCAUCCGCGUCGUUUCGCGCGAGUACCUCCACGAACCCGUCGCCGCCUACAAGGACCUCCGGGGAGGGCCUCGAUCUGCAGAUCAUGUGGACAUCCUGGGCCACAUGGAUGUCCUGGAAGACAUCCUCACCAUUGCGUCGGGCCAUGGAGACGACCUGCAGGACAAGAUCAUCUCAGAUGUGAAGCGCAUUGCCGACAACAUCAAGCUUGAUGUUGGCUGCGAUUGA
Coccomyxa subellipsoidea C-169 is the source of this 1530-nucleotide messenger RNA. Its product is annotated as Lecithin:cholesterol acyltransferase. The record is from RefSeq and is a predicted model, not a curated record. The transcript has 10 exons. The coding region runs from base 1 to 1530 and encodes 509 amino acids. Gene Ontology annotation, biological process: lipid metabolic process. Gene Ontology annotation, cellular component: cytoplasm. NCBI's taxonomy places the organism in Eukaryota, Viridiplantae, Chlorophyta, Trebouxiophyceae, Coccomyxaceae.